Messenger RNA from Lymnaea stagnalis (great pond snail), 28036 nucleotides. The record is from the annotation of a GenBank genome assembly. NCBI's taxonomy places the organism in Eukaryota, Metazoa, Mollusca, Gastropoda, Lymnaeidae.
GACAUCAUCAUGACAAAAGGUUCCGAAACAGGUGAUUGAAACAAUGUCAACAACAACAAUUGAUUUGUUUCCAACAGGCUAACUCCCCUUUUUCAUGAACAUUAUAAAGUGCUAUAAAGGUCGUUUAUGAGUGUCUUUCACAACCCUCAUUAGUUUUGUAAGUCAUUUCAAAACAGUCAACUGCGCCAUUUCCUCAAUUUCAUCAUUUGAUGAACUAUCAUAAACUUCAACAUUCAACCGAUUCAACCUUAACAAAACUUAAAAACAUUAAUCAUGAAAGAAUCCUUUUCAGUGUAUUUCGUUUUUAUUGCAAACUUCUAAUAAUAGGGACAUACAGGUUCCUGGCAACUAAGUUUUCAUAGUUAAGGCUGGUCAAAAUUCAAAGUUUAUUAUUAUUAAGUAAAAUGACAAGAGGUGUUGAUCAUUAGCAUUAUCAUUAGUCAUUACAGUUACAUCAUUACUGAAUUGAAUUACUGUCAUCACUGAUGGCGGCAUGGCCAUCUAUUUAUUAGUACUUAGCAGUAUUACAGUAAUAUUUCGUCCACCCUAUGUUGAACGUGCGUGUGACACCCCCCCCCCCCCCCCCCCCCCCCCCCUUUCCCCCCCCCCUUCCCGCCAAUGUUUCCCCCAAUGUUUUUUCCUGGCACCUGUGCCAAAUUUUGGUUUUCACCAGGCGCCCUUUGUUAAAUUCUAACAAGUAAAAUUCAAAACAGUGAAUGAAUGCAUAAACAAUAUAGAAUAAAGGGUUAAAAUUAUGAAAAUUGUAAUAUUUCGCUGCGCUCCUGUAAGGAAGCCAAAGCAACCCAGGACAUGUCCAUGCUGAGGAAAUUUGGCACCCUGGGGCGAAGCCGGAAAAUGGUGCCACUUAAUGUAUAGAAAAAAAAUGGGAGGUCAAAAGCUUCUUGUACGUAUACACUGGGUGGGGGUGAGUCCUAAAAGUAUGCGUGCAACAGGGGAGGGGGUAGAAAAAUUUUACUUUGUAUUGCGUAUGUACUAAAAGGAUGGCCCAUUACAGUAAUGCCUAACUAAAAGUAGUAACACAUGCACUGACUAUGAAUGCUUGAAUACCAUGCAAUUUGGCUGCAUUGUCUUCAUGAUAAUGUUGUUAGUCAAGGUGCCUCUUAAAUCAUGAUUACUAGUUAAUUAGCCAAAUAAUCUGAAUGAGAAAAAGUAGAAUUAACAAAAUAUCAAUGACUCUGAAAGACGGGAAUGACUGACAGUAGGGACUUCGGUAAUGCCCGGGAUCACCAAAAAAUUGGUUAUUGUAAUUUCAUUGUCAAAAUGGCAACAUCCACAGAGGGUAUAAUUUUUUCAGUUUAUUUUCUAUUAUUAGCGUAAUAAUAAAUUCUACACCUGAUAAUUACUUAAAGCUGACGUCUUACUUGUUCUGUUAAGAAUUUAUUUGAAUUUUUUUCAAGGUUAAAGCUUUGAAAAUUGAAUUUAAAAAUAGGUAAAAUGUACUGAUAAAAAUAAAAUAAAAAAAAAAAAGGUUCAAAUCUAAAAUAAAAAGGUUUCUUUAAUUUAUUAUAUCAUUUAUAGCAUAUCCAAAUUCAUGAGUGUAGACCGUAGGUAGGCAUAAAAAUUGAAAAUCAAAGAGGUCACUUUUUUGGGUUAUGUAAUUUGUCAUGGCCAUCAUGCUUGUCUGCAUAAUUAUCGAUAGUAUAUAAUAUUAUAAAUUGUAGUCUAUUUUUAGACCUUCUUUUAUCAAAAAAAUUUUGCCAAAAUGAUAGUCGUUUUCCCUUAACUGCGCAUGCUCUUUACAAGUUUCGGAUAUGAAUUGUCAUACCAUACUGCGUUGACUGAAUUUUUUUUCUGUUCAGUUUGCCAUUCAAUGGAUUUUGGGUAAGUUAAUUGUAAAAUAUAGUUAAUAGAUAUUAAAUUGUAGUUUUUAAAUAGUCAGGUAACUGUUAUGAAUAGAAAACUACAUGUCUGAUCGCUGAAUAAAUUGACCAGUUAGCCUUACCAAAUUUGAAGAAGCAAUAAUAGAAGCCUUCGCUUAGUUCUACCACAUGACCAAAGUAGAGGAAUUUGAUUUAUAAAUUUUAACAAACGGUAGUAGGCCUUUUAUCUAUAAUAUUAACAUUGACAUGUAUUUUUUUAAUGGAGCAAGGCCUUUUACUUUAUUUAAGUUACGUUUGAGUAUGAAGUAGGCCUUCUAAAUAGGCUAAUAAAUAUAAGUAAAGUUAUGUGAUAGUUAUAUUACUUUAGAGUAGCAUAGUUUACUAUGACUUUGUAACUUCAUUUAAAAGUUAUUGAAACUAGCUGAUGCAUCCAUUUGAGACUGACGUAACUGUAUAUAGUUAGUUCUUAUAUAUAGUUAAAAAUUAAGUUAUGCACUCUUUGUUCUAGGUUUACUUUGCAGUAUUAUGCGCACAGUUGUGUAGGAGGCUGGGGGCGGGGUAGACUUUAGACUUAAGAAAUAAAAAAAGUGUCAGUUUGGCAGUCGACCCAUUCCCCUACCGAAAAUCUGGGCCAUGCCAUUACAUAGACAGACUUAUGCCUAUCUUGGUAUAUCUUUUUUCUCUGUAUUAUUAGUUAAGUCUAAGUACCAGUACCAGUAUAAUAUAGUCCAUAUGAUGUGUGCCCUAGUGUAAACCUAAUAUGAUAAUAUAUUAAAUCUAUUUUGUUUCACUAUUCAGGGUCUAGGGUAAAUAAAAUAAUGCCCAACAAUUCCUUAGAAGACGGAUGGUUAAGAUAGAAAUCCUGAUGGAACAAGCCAUCACUGCCACUCUAUACUGGAAAUUGACUCUGAGUCAAUCCCAAGUUUGUGGACUGGAGUUCAAUCCCCAGAAAAUGCCUAGCCAAUCAAAAAUAUUACCAGCACCUCGGGUAGAUGAGAUGCGUUAACCUUGGAUGGCAAUUCAUCUUAGAGAAGGCAAACUCUGAAAUCAAACCUGGAGAUGGAGUCUCAAUAUGAAGAAAUUAAUGUCUUAUUUUAAGUGUAUGGCUCGUUCUAAAACAGUACAUAACAAAAGAUGGUACCAUAUGAGAAAUACAAUAGCAAAGAAUACGACACUCAAACCAGGGCUAAUUACAAUUAAUAAGUUUUAUUAAGUUACUAAUAAAUUACAAAAUCAAAAUAAGAAAUAUAAUUAAAGCUAUUGACUUACAGAGUACUGUUUUUCUUGUACCGGUACAAAGUUGAUGAAAAUGCAAUGUGCCAAAAAGAGUACAACGAUGAAUAGGAAUCCACACAUAUACAGCAAACAAAGCUCUAGCAAGAAUAACACACUCUCAAAAUAACUCUUGUCUGUCGUCCUGUAAAGUAAAAAUAUCUCCUGAUAAAUGAUAGCUCAAAAAUCUCUCGUGUCCCCUUUUAUAGUCUUUCACUGAUAAAUCUAGAACCGCCUUACGCAUUGUUUUCCUUUCCAGUUUUCUCCAGAUUCUUCUCCAGAAUUCUAAUGGAUACAGACUAUUAAUUUUAUUUAGUUGUAAACAAGGUCAAGAGACUAUUUUUAGCUAGCCACACCUUAAAUGCGGCCUCGAGCUUGGUGUAUGCUAGAGUUGAUGGCGUAAAAACAUCGUCUACAUAACAGAGUCCCAUAGGCAUUAUGACAUAGACACAAUGAAAUUUCUGACAAAAUCCUAUGAUGUAGAAUGCACUGUGAAACACACAGACCCACACAAUGUGUGUCAUAUACUGCACCCUGGUCUAUUUCCAGUCAUUUUGACUAAGUCUUGUCAUUGGAUCAAAUAGGCAAAGACGAGAGAGUGAGGCUGACGAAUUUAUCAACUCUGUCUAAAUUUAAGCACAAUACAGCUUAAGUCAAGGCUACUACUCAAGUCUUCAUUCAUCUUCGUGUGAACAGGACAAACAACAAUACUGGAAAUAUUGCUAUCAAAUAUAUAUGCAGGACAGUUCUCGGAUGCCAUUUUGAGGGGAAAAUGAAUAAUAGCAUUUAUCAUCUUAGACUUGGUGUAAUUCAACUUUGGAUUUUUUUCCCUACCUUAGGUGUCCACUUCUGCAACUUCUUAGUCAAAGUGUAUGUUCGUAAAUAAAUAUUACUCAUUUGUGAUUCAAAUGGCUUAUUUUAUAACUUUAUUAGUUGUUUGUUGUCAACAUCAAGCACAUCUUAUAACAAACAAGUUACUCAAUUGUGUGUGAACUGAAACUAGAGUAUCUACACAUCAUUAAUCAAAUAAUUGCUUUAGCAUUGUCAGUCCUAGGAUUAAGUGCUAUAUAAGUGCAUUUAUGUCCAGUUACUACAAAAAAUGUUAUAAACAUUUAGGAUCUUUUUUAAAUUAUAUUUUUAAAAAUGUCCUGGUAUUUUGUAUUUUUUCCUAGAAAAGUCCAGGAAUUUUUGUAAAGAUUUGAGGCAGGAAUCUUGUGUGAUUUAAAAUGCAUAAAAUAAAUAAAAAUGUAAAAUAUAUUCACUUACCUUUGAUAUUUAAAUAUAACAUAUUUAAUCACAAUAUUCCCAAAUGAAUUAUUAUAUAAUCUUAAAUACUCUCUAAGAAAAAAAAAACAAUUUCUGGCACAAUAAUCCAAGAAUUACUUAAGAUAUUACUAAAGAAAAAUCAUAAUCACUAGUACUUACCUCAAGCAAAUGACUAGAACUUAGUAGAACUUAUUUUAAUUUCUAUCAACCCCCAAAGAUGAUUCUAACAAUACAUGUUGAUUUGUAAAACAAGAUUACUACUAACUUAAAAUAAAAGACAUUAUUUUUUGUGUGGUCAUAUUCAUAUAUAUAUAUAUAUAUACACACACAUAAUAGUUAAAUAAAAAGUAUAAUUGUCAAUUUUAACUAAAUGAAUCAAUUAAUCCUUGAAUUAUUUUAACAGUUUAACAGUUUCCCAGGAAAGUUGAACUUAUUACCGAACAGAUAUUAUUAAUAAAAUAAUUAAUUUUGUGAAAUUAAACACAAUGUAUACUUAAAUAUAAUUAAUUCAUUAAAUACAAAUAAGUGUCAAGUCAGCAUAUCUUAUCAUCUUAAUAAAGAAAGUUAUAAAGAUUACAAUUUUUUGGGGGUGAUUACUAAAAUAAUGACUACAUUUAUAUUUUGUGGAUUUAUUAAAAAAACUAACAUCUAACAAUAUUCUCUGAAAAUAUUAUAUUUUUAUCUCAUUUUAUAGUAAAGUUAUAGGCCUAAAAACAAAAUCAAAAUAAUUUCAUGAAAUGUGGAGGAAAACUCCAUAGUAAAAAAGGUGGUUCUUAGGACCUUACAAAAAAUUAAUAACUUUUGAACCACUUGAGCUAAAAAGUUUAUCUUGUUCUUUUUUAUUAACCAUUUUCUAGGUUCUGUAGGGCUGUAGCAUUUUUAUGUUUUAAAAUAUGUUAAGAAAUUAUCACCUAAGUGCCUAGUGACAGUUACAAUGAAAAGUUUAUCUUGGAGAAUGUGUAAACCAUGAAGUCAUUCAUUUCAUUGGUAAUGCCUGACUCUAUUACUGACCAAUUAUUUGGCUCUCUCUAGGCAAGGCCAUAUUUCUGGAGGCUAGUUUUCUUAAAUUAAAAAAAAUAAAUUAUAGGCUAAUGGCCUAAAUGUUUUGAAGUUUUCAACUAAAUAAUAAAAUAUUUGUAAAAUUUAAACAAUAAGAUUAUUUAUUGACCCGAUUCAUUUCAUAUCCAUUCAAAAUUAAAACAUCUAGGCAUUUGGUAAUAAUUGCUGGCUCUACUGCCCAAGAAAUAAAUCUAGAUAAUGUCCAGUGUGACUUGACUUGCAUAAGCCUUAAAUGAACUUUAAAAGUGCCCUAUUUUUUUUCUCCAAUUUUUGUCUUUCUACAGUUUUAUUUAUUAAAAGACAAAAUCUCUUUAUUCUAAUUUCAGGGCAUAGAAUAUGUUUAGUAAAUAUAAGCCAGUAGAAAACUUAAACACAAUUAUUUAUGAAGCUAAUGGAUCAAGAUACAUAUUUUCUGACAAACUUAAUUCAAUAACUGUUGCAUAUAUCAUUUUUGUGAUACCUUGAGCCUUUUUAGACAAUUUUUUUAAAGUUAAUAUUUUAAAAAUCAAUUUCUUCAUUUAGCCAAAUCGGAACACUAUCCUAUGUUUAGGAGUGGGGAAGACAUGUGACAUGUGAUGGAUGGAGCACCACAGGAGCCCAAGGAUGAUGUCACGAUGGAAGAUGCUAGAGGAGCAGCAGGAGGAGUGGUGGAUGAAGCACGAGAAGGAAGUCCUUCUGCUUCUUCUGCUUUGCAGUCUGUAGCUGAUUAUUUGAAUAAAGUUAAUGCUCUUACAAAAAAGGUCUGUAGUUGUGGUUUGUUUAAAGAAAAAACAACACCUUUUGAUUUAAUAAUGCAACUUUUUAUUUAUUCUUACCUUAAACCAUUAAUGGCCAACUAGCAAGUAGAAUGCAGCCUGGCAUGUUAAGUAUCAUAGCCCACCUGAUGCCAAAUGUAAUAUCAAUAAACUUUUUCUUUCUUGAUUCAAUGUUUGCUCUUUUCAUUGUUAUUAUUAUUAUUAUUAACCAACAUUUGAAAUUAAUGAACUAUGAUUUUUAACUUUUUUAAAAAUGUUUGAUCUUAAGUAAAGCUAUUAAAUUCAUUGCAUACAUUAAUUAAAAAGAUAUAUCUAUAUUUUCAUAUUCCCUACUAUUGAAAAAUAUGCUGAUGAAUUAAUGAGAAUAUUGGCUGCAUAUGAUAGUUGUUACUCAGAUCUUAGAUUUCAUGGGAUGACUUAACUGAUUAGCUAUCACAUUGAAAAACCAGUAUGUUUGCUUUUGUUAACCUUAUGGCUUGUUGCCAUGAAAAAUGCUUGCUCACUAACCUCAAAAUACGAUAAAUAUAACAUUUAAAUUUUUUGUUUAAAUUCUGACUGUCCCAAGUGUUUUUUUUAAUUAAAUUCCCGUCAAUAAAUUAAAAUCUCGAACUGAAACAAAAAUAAUAAAAUAACUGUAUAACUUGUUUUACUAUGAAACAAACUGUGACGCUCAAAGAAGCUCAUGGCCAUGAUCGAUUGGAUGUUUGGCUCUGCCAGCAGCUAAUUGUAGUUAACCAAACCAGUUAAGUUUCCCCCUGGACUUAUGCCAACUUAGAUUUCAUUGGAGGACAUUACUGCACAAUGGUCCUAACCUAAAACAAUACAUUUUUAAUUUAAAAUGUAUAUAAACACCUGAAAACUACACCAAUAACCUUAUACACGUCUUAUAAUCACACCAGUUACCUUACACCUGAUAUUUUGCCAAAAAGUGGGUGCUUUGAUACACAAUGUCCCAUGUUAUAUUCUUAAUUGAACUACUUUUUUAAUUAGAUAUAUGUAUGAUUUGUUUUAAAAUUAAUAGAAUACACUUAAUCUUCUCAUGUUUAGAAACAACAUAAAGAUGGCUUAGAUGUUUGCAAUGAAGGUAAUAAUGUUAUAUAUAUUUCCUCCUAUUCCAAAUAUCUCUAUAAAUAUGCCGUUAAAAAUAUUAAAGCUUGGACUUGAUACUAAAAACAUUUUUUUUUAAUAUUCAUUUACUGAAUACGGAGUUAUCUUUUUUAAAAAUUCACCAACAAAAGCUAAAAUAUCCAGUUUAACACUAUAAUAAGGUAAGAGCUAAUAUCAAUGUCCAGGAAUUAUGCCUUAUGCUUUCUUCCUCUAUUCUACAGCUUUAAAUGUUUAUCCUGGUAAAUCAAGACUAUUAGAAAAGAAAACAAAAUUAUUAUGUCAGUUGCUUCUGUUUCAAGAAGCUUUUAAACUAGUAGAAGAAUGGAUUCAAUUGGACCCACAGGUAAUGAAAUAAUAUUUUACUUUAAAAAAACAACUUUUUUUAUUAAUCCAUCAAUUUAAAAGUCUUAAAACAGAGGUUCCCAAACUUAUUUGGCCUACCGCCCCCUUUUUAGAAAAAAAUUACUCGGGGCCCGUGAAAUAAUCAUUCUUUAAGCAAACAAACAGAAUGUAUCUGUAUUUCUACUUAUGUCCCUAAAGUAUAGUAGAGAAAAAUUUUGUAAAUAAGACACUUUGAAUCUUGAAGUUAUAAAAUUAUUUAUUACAAACACAGAAAAUUAAUAUAUUGAAGAAUAAGAUAAAAAUAAAAUUUAUGAAUAACAUUAACAUUUUAUUCAACGCACCCAAAUGCACCCGAGGCUACUAUCACCUCCCUGGAUCGUUCCAGUGCCCCCCAAGGGGCGGCAUUGCCCACUUUGGGAAUCACUGUCUUAAAAUGUAAUCUAUUUUUAAUCCCACCUGUAUGAAUUCUAUUCUACAAAUUUCUUAAAAACUAAGUAAAUAUUUAUUACAUAAUUUUCUUGAUUCAGAAUUCAGCUGCUAAGCGAGAACAUGAUAAAUUAAAAAUAAUUUUAAGUGCUGUUGAGGAUCCUGAUUCUGAUGAGGAAGAAAGAGAUGAUCCUCCACAGAAAGAGGAAAAAACUGAAGAUGGCACAGUAACUGAAAAUAGUUUUGAACAGAAAGUUGAUAGCAACAAAAAUGUUGCAGGGAGAGAAGUGGAAACAUUUAGCAACACCAGUAAAUCCGCUUUCAAAAUUUAUGGCAAGCCUUUGUCACCACAGCAUAAAAACAGUGAAGGUAUUUAAUCAUUGUUUCUAAAAAAUCAAUAUGAAAUGCAUUGCUUAAAGCUAUAAAAUUUCUAUCAUGAAAUUGCUGAAUCAACUAAAAACAUCCUCAACCUGAGAUUUUAAAGGCAGUUCAUUAGCAUUUGCAAAAUUAUAUAUUUUAACAGUUGAUGUUGAUGAGUGGCAAUACAGGGCACCACCCAGGGGUCUCGCUAGCGAUGAGUACAGCUUAUGCAAAAGGUAAACAUUGGAAUGAAAUCAAAUUAUGUAGCUCAUUUUAAAAUACAUUUUUUUAAUGAAUGUGUGGAAUAAUUAAAUUUAAGUGGAACAACUUGGGCUGAUGGGAAGGUGUAAAUCGUUGUUGAUAUAUGCUCCAAAAUUUGAUGUGCAUCAACAUAAAAAUCAACAUUUCUGCCAGAUGAUGUGCUUUCAACAUUUUAAUCUUAUCUGUUUUAAAUUUUAGAUUUAUGGAGACAGGAAGGUGCACAUUUAGGGAAAAAUGCACAAGAGCUCAUUCAGAGGCUGAAUUGGAGGAGUGGAACCAUCGUUAUGCUGUGAGAAAACAACAGUUACUGCAGUCCCAGGAAGCUAGAGCACAUGGUGGCACUUACAUUGAGCAGCUGUUGGAAAAACUCAUGUCUCAAGAGCCCCCCAAGAUGCUGGUAAAUUAAGUAUUAAGUUGAGGAUCAUAUCUCAGAUAUUUCUAUUCUAAUGACCUGAGCCUUACUGUGUACCGACUAUUUGAAGAAAUAUUUUCAGCAAAAUCAAUUUGAGAUUAGUAAUGUUACUCGUAAGAGUCAAGAUCCUACACUUAUUAACAUUUGUGUUAAUUGUUGUUAUAUCUCUAGAAAUUACUUUGGAACUAUUCAUCUUGCAAUGUAUUAUGUAUUUAUUAUUUUAAAAAAUGCUCAAAAGAAGUUUUGGUUUAUUUUUUAUGUUGACCACAGAAUGGUCAGUCUAUUUGAAUUUUAUGGUAAUUACUGCUAUAAAAGAUCCUUGUUUUAAAAUUGUCCUGUAAAAAAAAAAAAAGCUUAAUUUAUGAUCUCAUUUUUUAUCAGUUGGUUGAAAACAUGGAACCAGUCAAAAUUCAUGUUAACUCUGACUUGAAAGUAAGCAUGUCCACCAAAAAAUGUACAAAUGCCUGGACAUUCACAGUGACCAGCAAGGUAGGCUAUUUUUUGUUGAAAGGCUUUCAUUCUGAUAUGAUUGAAAUUAUCAUUGAAAAAUAGACCAACUUAAAUUUAAAAAAAAAAUUCAAUUUUUUAAAUAGAUGCUUGUGCAAUAUUGAUAAUUGUACUAACUAUUAUUUUUUAGAUGAUUAAAGCGCUCAAUUUUUAGUCAGAUUCUUAUUUUCAUACACAGAAAAUAAAACUAUUUAAACAGUUAUUAUAGAUGAUGGCCAGCAAACUAUAUGACGUUGGGGAACUUCAGUUUUUGUUAAACUAUUGCUUUUGUUUCUACUGAUCAGCUGUGUCUCCACUGUGUUGCAUUGAUGUCAGACACAAACCGUAGCUACUUUCACAUCUCCAGUAUUUCUGUGGGGCCAAGAAAAACACAAAAGUAUCAGAAUUUAGAGAAUCAGUGUCAGGAGUGGGUUAACCAAGACACACAGAGCAAAGGUCAAGGAGAAUAUGUCUAUAGAGUCAAAGUGAGUCACUACGUCUAUAGUAUUUUACUGAAUACUUGAAAAUCAGUUUUACCUUAUUGUUCUUUCUUUUUCUUAAAAACCUAACUAAUAUGUUUUAAAUAGUCAUCAUCUAUCAGGUAAUUAUGUGAAUUCUUCUUCUUUUUCAUUGGAGAAAAAUCUGCAGUGAUCAACUGUCAUUUCUUCAAAUUACAAAUAAAUCAUCAAAUUUAUGCAUGACUCCUGCUUCUUCAUGACUUAAAGGUAUUUCUCAGACCCAUGCAACUCAUUAACACUUUUAUUUUCUUUGUAUUGCUGAUAUCUUUUAGGUAGUUUUCAAAACAGACAUCUAUGGAACCUUCCGCCAAUCUAUUGUUUUUGAUUUUGGGGUGGAAGCAAUUCUAAUGCGAGAGGUUCAAGUUGAAUCAGCCCCUGCCACUGAUCCUGAAAAGAUUCGCAAAGAAAUUACUUUGACAGAGGCGCACAGAUGGAACGAAAAGACCGUUACACUUGUAAAUUUUGAACCAAGGUCUGUUCAUAAUUUGUGAUUAACAUUAUUCAAUCAAAAUGUCUGAUCAUAUGAUUGCGCUGUAUAGAAGUUAUGAAUUCCCAUCAUUUCCAUGGAUGUAUUUUAAAAUCUUCAAAUGUAAUUUAAUCAAAAUGUCUUCAGGGCGAGGCUUGCAUUUAGAUAUGAAUUUUGACAAUAUAUCUAUUUAAAGCAGGCUGAUAUACUUACUGGAUGAAGACAUAAAAUAAUGCAGUAGUAGAAAUCAAUAAACAUAGUUCUGUUUUAUUUUCUCACAUGGUGCUUUGUUAAACAUACAAGUUCCUCUAGAGCCAAGUAAUAUAUCAAACAUCAACAAACUAGCAAAGACUGUCCAUUUUGUUUCAGACCAGUCUCUUACAGUGAACCUGAGGCAGCAUUGAUGGCCAAAUACAUGCUUCCCAAGCCUGACAAGUUCUGUCCUCCUGAAACAGUUAUGCACAGCCUCAGUAAGGAGAACUAUAGAUUAUGGAUGCAUGAAAUGCUUUAUAUUGAAGAAAUGGCUCAAGUAGGAUAUGUAUCCAGGUAAAUAAAAACAUGACUAUGCUCUAUUAAAGGUGCACUGUUUAAAUAAGAGAAUGUGUCCUGUGUGUGUUCUUAUUAAGUAAUAAUAUAUUGAAGCGUAAAAGUGGGUCCUUUUAAAAUGUGUUUUUAUUUUCCCAGGUUCAAUGUAACAACAUCACUUCAACUAGUGAACAGGUUUCUGCUUAUGCCAAGUUUGUUGUCAACAGCUAAAUAUGCUCAGGGUGGAGAACUGUUUGCCCGCAUGAAAUUAGAAGAUGAUCUGUCUGAAGACUCUAUGGCUGGCCGACUCAUCCUUCAGUCCUCUAACAUUGCAUGGAUUGCUGAAGGCAAAAAGGAACGUCCUGAAAAGGUAAUAUUAUUUCCAAAUCUGGAUACUGACUUAAUCAAAUUUUUAACAUAGAUUAUGUAAACAUUUGUUGCUCUGUGAUUUUUUUUGCCUUGUAAAUUUAAGGAAACCUUUAUGUCGUAAAUAUUUCCUCAGAUUGCAAUUGAAAUAAGUUGCACAUUCUUCUAUUCUUCAAUUUAAUAAUGAUAUUUUAUAAAUAUAUUGUGCUUGCUGUGUGCUGCAAUAUGGACUCAAAGUUUAGCUAGUAAAGUCAGUGUAGAAAAAAAAAAAAAUUCAUUUAAGUCUGUAAUGUUGUUUUUAUGUUUUUUUUUUUUUUAAUUUUGUUUUUUUUAAACAAAAAUUUUUUACUCUUUUAUAAAUAUAUUGUGCUUGCUGUGUGCUGCAAUAUGGACUCAAAGUUUAGCUAGUAAAGUCAGUGUAGAAAAAAAAAAAAUUCAUUUAAGUCUGUAAUGUUGUUUUUAUGUUUUUUUUUUUUAAAUUUGGUAUUUUUAAAACAAAAAUGUUUACCCCUUGUAGGAUGUAACUGUACAAUUUUAGAAGAGUGUUUGAUCAUGAUUCAAUAAUUGUUAUUAAUGUGAUGUAUAAAUCAUUUUAUUUUGGAGGGAAGUGGAACAUUUUUUAUAAACAUCCUUUUUCUAUUAUGGGGAAAUGAAUCUGACCUAUAAAUCUUUGCAUCUAGGUGUAUGAGGCUGUGAUAGAAGAUAAAGGAAAAAAUUUCAUCUUUAUGCGACUGUCAAAAACUUGUGUUGAGGAACUUGGGUUGUCAUGUGAUCAAGAAUUUAAUGCGCAGGUAAAAUUUGCAAAUAAAUGUUUCAUUUACUCCCUAGCCUCCAUUUAAUGUAAGAUUUUUAAUAUAAAAAUUAUAUGGAUUCAUCAACAACACCCAACACCCCCCCCCAACACAUUUUUGCAUUAGCUGUUUCCAUUUCAGAUUCAGUUCCAGUUGAAUAGGCUGUCAAUGUGUGAAAUGCAUUCCGCUGUUGACAGACUACCCACAUUAGAUAUUGUCUUUCCUGACUUGGAAAAUUUACCUGAUAAACUAGAACUGGCUGACACGUAUGCCAUUUCAUUUGACUGUUAUUUUUAUUUAAAAAGAAAAAAAGAAGAAAAAAAUUGUUUAAAAAAUAAUUUUGUAAUAGAAAAAUAUGAUGCCAACUCAUCUGUGUUCUGUAUCAUAACUAACCUUUAUUCCUCAUUGUACAUUCUUUUUAUAUCCCACAUCACAUGACCACUCAUUGCCUUUCUCCAACCAACACCGUUAAGUUUAAACAUUCAUGAAAUUAUUUACAUACUUGUAACAUCAUAUACAACUCUUAACAACUCUUAAAUUUAAAAAAACAAAUUGUAAACCUGAUUAUAGCAAAUUAUUUUUAAUAAGGUUAUUUCUUUUAUUUAUGGCUUCCAAAGUCAAUAAUUAAAAAAUUAAAUUUUAAAGGAAACGGCUAUGAAACAAUUAAUGAUUUAGAAUUUAAAAGAAAAACCACAAAAGAAAAGCAAUGUUUAAAUAUUACAAAUUUUUAAUUUACUUCUCUUGUUCAUUUAACAGUGUAUUACAAGACUCAAAUGAAAGCAAAAGGCUCAAUGAGAAGCAGAAAGAUGCCGUGAGGCUCAUCUUGGCUGCUAAAGAUUUAAAGUUGCCUCCCCUGUUAAUAGUCGGCCCAUUUGGCACUGGAAAAACCUUCACCAUGGCCCAGGCGGCAAAACAAGUUCUUAAACAAGAGGGAACCAGAAUUCUAAUCUGUACUCACUCUAACAGGUAAGAUUCAAAAGGAAUUAAAGUUGCAAAAAUUCUGAACAAUUUUAGCUAUUGCCUCAUUUGUGCUAAUGUAGUGGUAAUGCUCAAAGUGUUUGGCAAAUUGAGAGGAUGUAUUAAAAUGCUUCCAAUAACUUAAUUUCUUUACUUUAUUUCAAUAAAUUAUUUUCCUUCUUACAUUAAGAGUGUAAAAUAUAAUAACUUUUUCAACAAGAAGUCACUAAGUUUUAUAAUGAGAUAUCAGUAUAUGUUAUACUAAACCAUUUUCUUCUCAGUGCUGCUGACUUGUACAUCAAAGAGUUCUUACAUGACUAUGUUGAAACAGAUGACCAUUUAGAGGCUCGUCCACUCAGGGUCAUGUACAAAUUCAGGUGGAUCCAGACUGUCCCUGAGGUGGUUCUAGAAUACACACUGUUGGAGAGGGAGGGCCCAAUGGCUGGUACUUUUAGAGCACCAACUGUUGAAGAUGUCAUGAAGCACAGGAUCAUUAUUACUACACUUAGCAGUGCUAGAUAUGUGGUGGACCUGGAUUUGCCAAAAGGUAAAUUUUCAUUAUUUUAUUACCACACUUAGCAGUGCUAGGUAUGUGAUUGAUUAAGAUUUGCCAAAUGGUAAAUUUCACGUUUUAUUGAUUUUGGAAAAUGACUAAGAAAGAACCGAUUUAAAAAAUACCCACUAAGUGCUUGCCAUGAGCCACUUGCACUUUAUUUAAUCUUGCAGUUAGUUAAAUCCAUACUUGUACAAGAUAUCCUACUUGUAUUUUUUGCGUUUGCUAAUAAAUAUUUUUUGCACCUUGCAAUUAAGGUUUCGGAAGGCAGAUUUCAAUCAUCAUUUGUUACUUGCUUAUUAUUCAUUGAUUUUUUUUUAGAGGUUGAAAUUUUAUCAUUUUUUUCAUCUUAAAAUAUUUGACAAAUUUUGCUUUAAUGGUGAUUUUAUACAAUAAUUUUCAGAUGCCUUCAGUCACAUAUUUAUUGAUGAGGCUGCACAGUCAUUAGAGAGUGAAACGAUCAUUCCACUUUCAGUUGCUCAUGAGAAUACUAGGAUUGUAUUUGCUGGAGAUCACAUGCAGGCGAGUAAUACAUAUGCCAUGCAUUGAAAUAAUUAAUCAAUAUUGUUUUUAAUAAAAACAAGAAAAUAUGAUGUUAUUUUAAGGAAUUUUUAAAAUUUAAAUUUGACAAAUUAAUUUACUUGCUAAAACAUUUCAAUAAGGAAAUCUCACCAUCUAUUUCUUUAUUAAAUGAAGGCAUAAUGAUCAUGAAUUAUUUAAAUUAAAAGUGUUAUAGAAAUGUAUCUAAUCUAUGCUUAUCAGAUGAGUCCUGAAGUGUACUCAGACUUUACAAGGCAGCAAGGUUUCCAUACUUCAUUGCUGGAGAGACUUCAUGAGCUCUAUCCAAAGGAUUGUGUCUAUAUGGUAAUUACUUUUUAUCAUUUUGCCAUCAAUCCCUUCUCUCCUUUUAGAAAAAAAAAUCCUUUUUAUAUAUUAAAAAAUAAAAAUUAAUCUACUAUUGCCUAACACCUAUGAGCAUAAAUAUGUUCUCCUGGCUAAGAGGGUGGGCAGAACUCUGUUUAAACUUUGCUUAUGUUAUUUUUAUCAAAAUACUUUCUAUAUCAAUCUGUUCCAAUAAAUUCUAUAUUGAUCUGUUCCAAAACUCUCUAUAUCCAUCUGUUUUAUCAUUUUAUCAUCUGUUUCAUUGUUUCAUCAUCUGUUCCAUUGCUUCAUCAUCUGUUCCAUUGUUUCAUCAUCUGUUCCAAUGUUUCAUCAUCUGUUCCAUUGUUUCAUCAUCUGUUCCAUUGUUUCAUCAUCUGUUCCAUUGUUUCAUCAUCUGUUCCAAUGUUUCAUCAUCUGUUCCAUUGUUUCAUCAUCUGUUCCAUUGUUUCAUCAUCUGUUCCAUUGUUUCAUCAUCUGUUCCAUUGUUUCAUCAUCUGUUCCAUUGUUUCAUCAUCUGUUCCAUUGUUUCAUCAUCUGUUCCUUUGUUUCAUCAUCUGUUCCAUUGUUUCAUCAUCUGUUCCAUUGUUUCAUCAUCUGUUCCUUUGUUUCAUCAUUUGUUCCAUUGUUUCAUCAUCUGUUCCAUUGUUUCAUCAUCUGUUCCAUUGUUUCAUCAUCUGUUCCAUUGUUUUAUCAUCUGUUCCAUUGUUUCAUCAUCUGUUCCAUUGUUUCAUCAUCUGUUACAUUGUUUCAUCAUCUAAACUUGAGGUUGUGUAAGCCUUGCAUGUCGUGGCGCAUGAGUUUAGAAAGCCAUGCUGACCUUUUAAGUCUUGUAAUUGUUUAAUGAAUAUAUAAGGAUACAUGUUAAAAGGAAAAAAUGAAUUAAACAAAUUUAGUCCAUGACUCAGAAAGGGACAAGUAUAAAGCCUUGUUUAUGAAUGUUAGUUCUUUAUUUUGAAUUCUAAAGAGGAAAAAAAAAUAAGAAGAAAAGAUAAAUGGUAUCAAAGUCCGUGUGUACAUGAUUGGCUUCUGUCAACAGGUGAUGCUUUGUGAAAACUACAGAGCUCAUGCAGCCAUUGUUGACUUCACCUCGGAACUGUUCUAUGACAAUAAACUCAUCUCUAGUGGUAACAUUGUGGCACAUGAUCAGUUCUACCCACUCACCUUCUAUGCAGCAAAGGGAGAAGAAAUUCAGCAUGAGAACAGCACUGGUUUCUACAAUAUGUCAGAGGUAUAAAUCUAAUUUUGUGUGAACUUUUCUUUUGAAAUUUCAUGUCAACGCUCUUUUACAAUAUUUACCCUAAAGAGCUGGAAUUUUAUUUGUUUCAUUUGAAUAUUUUCUGUCGUCAGGUUUAUGAAAUUGUAGAAAGAGUUGAUGAAUUAAAGAAGAAAUGGCCAGAGGCAUGGGGAGCAUUUGACAACAAUGGUAUCAGCAUUGUUGCUCCAUAUUCAGAUCAGGUUAGCAAGUGUUUGAUAAAUUUAUCAUAUGUUCUGAUAAUGCACUAAUGCCAUUAUUUUAUGUUUUUACACUAUUUAUUUAAUUAUUAAACUGUUAUUCAGGUUCAUGUUCAUGUAUCAGUUUAUGACACAAUUUCUGCCCAUCUCUUAGUCUUGAUAAUUUAAGCCAAAACAAAGAGAAGGUAAUAAAAUAUGUACAUCUAAUAUGUCAAUAUCAUCAUUCAGAUCCAGUGGUUUUAUAGGCAUGUCCCUUCGGUCUGCGGACAUAGUGAAGAAUUGACAAACUCUCCACAGCUAUUCUUUGUUUGUUGAUGGGGUGUUGGUGUAGUCUGGUAUUUUUGUAAGAAGUUUAGGCGUAUAUCUUGAUGUGCUGAGCAGUGGAAGAGGUGAUGUGUUUCUGUUUGCAGAAGGGGCACAUUGGUGUUUUAGCAUAAUGCGGUUAAGGUGGGAAUUAAAUUGUUGUGUCCUGUGCACAGAUGAAAGAUUGUGAUCUGUUAAAUGUCUUUGGAGGCAGUUUAUUGGAUCUUUAGAGACUGGGCUGGGUCUUUGUGUGAAAAACACACUUCCUGUUAAGUUCAUAGCCCAUCCAUUUAACCACCUUUCUUUUUUGUUUACUCUGAUAGUGUACUUUGCAGUGUUGAGUGAUGUAGAUAUGUUUGGCUGUUCAUUUGAUGCUCUCUGUUUUGCCAGUUUGUCUGCUCUUUCAUUUCCUGGUAUAUUGUGUUCUGGUAUCCAUCAUUGUAAGAUUAGCUUGACUGCGCAUGUUUAGAGCAGUGCUGUCCAACCCUCUCUGGCCAGUGAGCUGAUUUUAAAUGGCGUGCCACAGCUUGAGAAAUUUUUAUGAUGUGUGUAAAAUAUAAAACAAUAUAGGUGAACAAAUUUUCAAACCACAUUCAUUGAUUUAAUAUUGUUGAGAAAUUGCAUGAGAGCACAGGAGAAGUUGUAACAGGGAAAAGGUGGGGACGUCACAAAAGCUAAGGAGUGAUAUGACUUGACCGUUAGCAGUAAUUUAUGCUGAGCAACCAUCUGAGAACCUGGGGGACAUAAAUAUAUCAGAUCAGGUACAAUCCUCUCCUUUCUGUUUCUUGUACAGGGGGAGCAUAGCGGGGUAUCAGCUUUGAUAAGGAUGAAUAAGGAAACCAAAAGUAACUUCAUGCGUCAAGCUAUUUGGUCAUUGUAAAAAUGUCCAUUCCACUGCCAAUGGGACUAAUUAAGAUGGGAUAGGUGAGCACCGCAAGUUGACUUAAGUGCUUUGAGGGAUGAUAAUAUAAUGACAGGACAGUCUUCAGGUCAGAGUAAUCGAGAUGGGAGCUGGGGUGCUUAAGGUGUCACCAGUGAAUGACUACGGUUGGCAGUGUGAACCAUUAUAAUAUGUUAUUUAAGAAGGUAGUCUAGCCAGGUAUGGAAGAAUGGAUCCAUCCUGUAUUGUUGUGACAUUGGAGGCAAGCACCUAGUAUUCAGAGAUCUGAUUAUGAGAUGUUCAAGGAGUAAAUAUCAGGAAACAAGCUGUGUUUGUUUUAGCCAGUGCUAUUCAAUCAUGGAUGCAUUGUGAGAGACAGUAGGAACGAUUCUUGAAAUUUAACCCCCAAAAAGAUAAAUCUGGGUGAUGUAUGUAUUUUCUGAUAAAUUAUAACCACUACACUACAGACAUUUUGUAACAAAAUUUUGACCAUGUUUUUGAAAGCACCGUACAUCAGUGAAACUGGAUUCUCUGUAAUGACCGACAUCAAGUCCAAAAAAAAUAUAACAGUUUGACUGGUGAACAUUUGGAAAAUUGAAUGAGGGCAGGUGGCUACUAAUGAAUACUACCUCAAAUUAAGACAAUUGCAAAUCUGAUUCAAAGCAAAAUAUAUCAUUAAAAAGGGCUACACUCUUAAAAAGCUUUAUUUAUAUUUUUAAUGAGCCAAUAAUGCUAUGUGAUAUAUGACUCUUUAUGUAUAAGGUAAGAAAUGUUAAAAGUUUUCUCAAGUGUAUAAAAAUAAAUAUUUAUUUUUGAGAUGUCAUGUUCCCAUGUAGUCAGAAAGGUUGGACAGCACUGGUUUAGAGGAAGGUGAUUAUAUUCAGAAGUAAUGAUUUUACUGUUGGCUGUGAGAUCUUGAUGCUCAGUUUCCUGAAGAAUUGAUUUGCAAUUGGAGGGGAUAACAAGAUUACUUAGUUUGUAGAUGGUAUAAUGAUGCUUUGUGUCCGCUCCAUAAUUUCUGCAGAUAGCUCCACAGGGGUUUCAGAGUUCAUCAAAUUUUCAGUCUGGUUACUCUAUUCAUAAGUCAUAGCCUGCAUGUAGGGCUCCUUUGAAAGCUGACAAAUCUGUGUAUAUUUGGAUUAUAUCCUCUGGGUAGGAUGGUAUGGCUUUUUCUGCAGCUAUCAUUGUAUGUAAUGGCUCUGUACUUUUCUUUUGUAUCUUUUACAUUAGGUCUGUUUUGAUGUAAGUUGUUUGUAGAUCUUGGUUUGGGGGUGGGUCUUUAAGUAUGAUUGGCAAUUCUUGGAUGUUGUUUGACUAGCUUUCUGUACCUUUUAACCAUCUCAAUACCUGCUGCCUCUCUUCUAAGAUUUAGUGGCUCAAUAAUAGUAUGUCUUUCACAUGCUGCUGUUUGGGUAGAUCUUUGACCUUCCAAUAUAAAAUGACCAUCUUUAUGUAGGUCUAAUUUUCCUGUUGACUGUGGUCAUUUAUUUAUUUUGGCUAUUUUCGCUUUUGCUAUUGCGAUUUAGAAUUAUUUUAUUUUCCAUAGUUGGAUGAUUUUCUUUAUUUUUUCUGUCAGAAUCCCUUUUUUUAUUGCUUGUUCUGUAUUUUUGUUCUAAACUAAUAUGUGAAGUUUUUCUUUGUGACUAUUCUAAAUUUUGUUAGAAAUAAAUUGUUUUUAAAAUAACAAUCUAGUUUUCUUUGUAGGGUAAAAGCUUAAAUAAAUGACUUUUUUAAAUCUGUAGGUUGCAAGAAUCAGAGCAGAAUUAAGGAAACGUAAACUUUUCAAUGUCAAUGUAGAAAGAGUUCUUAAUGUACAGGGUAAGUUGAAUAUGUAUAUGUUUACAAAAUCUGUCAAAACUAUUCACCAUAAAUGGGACUACGGCCCCAUUAGAGGCAUCUGGCCUGCACCAUCUUCACUGUUAACUUGGACUGAUCCAUCACCUUUAGUCUUUCCAGACUAUUUGAAUGAUACAUUUGUUUCUCUUCUAGGCAAACAAUACAGAGUCAUCAUGCUUUCAAUUACUAGGACAAGACUCACUUGUCGCUCAGACCCUAACAUGGAGGAAUAUUUAGAUUUUGGUUUUCUCUCCAACAUCAAGCUCCUCAACACUGCCAUCACCAGAGCUCAGUCCCUGGUGGUAGUUGUUGGUGAUCCUGUCUCUGUAUGUUUGGUGGGAAAGUGCAGGUAAGUGUCUUCCAUAGAACACAUUAAAAUUCUGUUUCCAUAUUUAUUGUUCAAAAUAAGGUCACAGCUAAUUUUUCCCCUUCCAUGUUAGUUUUAGAAUUAAGCUGGGUUGAAAAACCCCUCUUCAAACUUUGGUACAAAGUAAAUUUGUUAAAAAUAAAUAUUUACUUUUUCCUGUAAAAAGAUAAAUAAUGCACCUUUCAUUUUCCUACAUAAAGCCUUUUGAUGUGUUAUGCUUGAUUGUGGUGCAUAGCAUUCUAACUACAUGACAGCUUUGUUUCAGGCUACUAACAUUCUGGCCAAAGUGUUGAACUUAUAGUUAAGGAUAAAUAUUAAUGUUUAAAUUGGCUUACUUUAAAAUAGAUUAAAAGCAUUAUAAGAUGCUACUAUUAAACAAACCAAUCUAGAAUCUUUUGAACUUGUUGCAGAGUGAUUUCUCCUCAUACGGUUUCUGAAUUUAAUAAGAACAAUAUUAUGAUAGUUAUAACAGUGAUUUUGAUAAUGGGAGUAAGCUUGUGGGCACUUUGUAAAUCUUUUAAAAAUCCAACAAACAAUUGUACCGUAGUAUUUUAUUUUUUUUGUUUCACAGUACUGAAGUAAUCUUAUUGUUUUAUAUUAGGAAAAUCUGGGAGUAUUUUCUUGAGAUUUGUCACUACAAUGAGAGUUUACAUGGAAUCUCAUGGGUUCCUUUGAGAGAACAGCUGGACCGAGCAGAGCUGACCAAAUCUUUUGUUCUUAACCCCCUGGCCCCAGAGUUUGUGCCCAGCCGAAUGUAUCAUAACCACCAUACUGCUCCACAAGACCAUAGUGUCUUCUAUCCUGGUGUUCAUAUGGGAGGCUGGCCAAGUUACCCUGGCAUCAUGCCAGGUCAGCCUUUCCCACAGGUCAGUAAAUAGUGACCUUAUCUGCACAUAUUAAAGAUGGAGCAAACAAAUAUUUUUUUUUAUUAUUCAUUUCAUGUAAAAAUUGAAUCUUUUUCAGAUUUUUUUAAAUUAGAUCUAAAUUAGAAGUUGAACAAAAAAUUUGCCCUCCUGCUUAGGCAAAGUGGCAUAACUCCAUAUUUAAAUGUAUAUCUUAUUUAAAAAAUAAGUAAAUAAAAUAUAUACGUAAUAAUAUAAAUAUAAUAUAUAACAAAACAAGCGAUUUCAUUAUUUAAAUUUUUAUUAAAUAUAAAAAUGAAUGAAAUUUUAUAACCACUAUAAAAAAUAAGGUUCUUAGGAGAAUAACCUUUUAAUUACGAUAUCUGAAUUUGGCUAUCCCUGCCUUUAAAAAAAAUUCACAACUGCAUUUAAAAAAAUUCAGUCAGUCACUGUAGCGCCCCCGCUAACACAUCAGUAUAUAAUAAUAUAACAGUACUGAUUUUAAAGUUUGUUUCAGAUAUAUCUUCAACUUUAAAUUCAUUCCUAUUAGUUUGUACAUUAAUAAAUUCUGCAUCAAUAUUUUUUAUUGUCCCAUCAUCUAAACUUGCUAGUCUAGUCUUCAAUGAAUAAGCUUGGACAGCCAUGCUGAACUUUUUUUUGAGCCCCAUAACUUUUUUUAAGGAAGAAGAUAGAAACAUAAACAUUUCAAUAUAGAGCAAUCGUGAAUGCAGCAGUAUAUUUAUGUUAUGUUAGUUUAGUUACUAGGUGGUCUUAAAAAGCGCCAUAUGUGACUAUUCACUUGCGAUGCCACCACCGGGCAUUGUAGGCAGGGGAGGGAAUUUGGGAGGCAAAAGUGGCCGCUCAUGAUAGGAGAUGUUUCAGUACAAUAAUUAUUGAGAUUCAUAAAUAAUGAGUUGAGUUGAUAGGUACAAUUAUGUUUCCUACUUCUAGUAUGAAGUUCCAAAUUUUACUGAAUUAUGAUUUCUCAUGACAUAAUAAACUGUAAAUGUAAUUAAUAUUAGUUUUCAUAUUCACCUAACAGAUGUUCCCGCAGAUGUACCAGCAGCCCAUGUAUUUCCCAUACAAUGCCGGCUUGGUUCCAACCAUGUAUUACCCACAGGCCUUUGGGAGAGGCAUACUUCAAAACCGUCAGAUGUUUGGGAGAUUUAUCCCACCAGGAGGAUUUCAGUAUACCAGAGGUGGGGGUCCUGUGAGAGAAGGUGUCCCUCGUACUGUUGAGAUGCCAGGGGGAAGAGGUAUAAGACACCACAGGGGGAGUCGGCACAUGUACUACAGUCCUCCCAGAGUUCAAUCGUUCACAGGAUUACCAGGAUUCUCUCCCAUGAUGCAGGCACAACAACCCGCACCCGGAGGUUAUUUCUACCAUGUUCCAGAUGAUCCCAGAGCCAUUGCUUUUGCAUCUGCUCAACCCUCAAUGCAUCCCUACCUGGCCCCAGCACCACAGUUUCCCACACAUCCACUUCGACCAUCUACAAUGGGUGCCUACAGUGGGCUGCCUCACCAUCAGGGUGGUUUCCACCCUCUUCAUCCACAAGCUCAUCCACACGGGUCAUCCUCACCUCUAAAUACUGGAAUGUUAUUCUAUCAUGAUGCCCGGAUGGCUCGAGAUCGUUCUGACACAGGGGAUAGCACAGGCAGUCCCCGGCUUUCAGAUUCACCAAGCUCAGGAAUUCAGUUAUUGCCCAAUGUUAAGCAUGUACCUGCACAUCUUUUGGGGAAACCUGGAGAAACAUCACCUGAACAGCCUAACAGUAAUCCUAGCAGCCCACCUAUAAAUAUGCCUAUUGGAUCUCAGCUGAGAGACGAAAGGGCGGCAGCUUUAUCUCAUCGACCAUACAGCCCUGCUAAUUAUGUCAGAGAAAGGUCUGGGUCAGGGGAUAUAAAUCUUGGAAGAUCAUAUAGUCCUGCUAAUUUCAUGAGAGAACGUACAGCGUCAGGAGAUGACUUGACAUCAAGACGCUCGUACAGUCCUGCUAUCUACUCCCACGAUGAACGAAGAAGCUCUGGAGAUGACAUGAGAUCCAGUCAUGAAAGGUCCAUGUCUAUAUCACCUCCCUUAGUUCCACCCAACCCUUUGCCGGUCAGCACCUUGAUGAGGCAACCGGAACAGAGGAACGGAGGAGGCACCAAUGGAACAUCUAGACUGAAUAAUCGUAGACAGAAGCCUAACUUGAUGUUGCGAACUGGCUUCAGUCGGCAAUACAGUGAUGACCUGCCGACCCCAACAGUAAUUACUAAUAUGAUUCAGAUGAUCGAUGAUAAUAUUGAUGAAGGCUCAGCAGAAGAUGAAUCUUCCCUGUCUCUUGGUGGCGGAGACAGGAGAAAUAACUUGAGACUUAAAAUGUCAGUUGCUCAGAGGCUCCAACACAUGCACGCCACAGAGAGCAGUGAAGCCUCCUCUUCGUCUACCCCUCCCUCCACAGAGGACUCUCACCCUUCAUAUGCUAGCAUGGUUAGCAGGGCACAGAGACAAGGUAUAACAGCAGAAGAAGCCGCCCAACUUGAAAUACAGACACCGCGAACCCCGAAAGGAUUUAUUACUCCUGGAGCUGAAGUAGAAGUGGAUCCCUUUGGUAUUCUCAAGUCACUGAAUAUUGGAGGAACCCAUCAAUGAAGGGGCAUGUAGUUUGAAUAUCUUCAGUUUUAGUAAUAAAUUUGAUUAGCUUGAGUUGUCUCAGAAUAGCAGCAUCUAAAUCAUACUAAAUGAGUUUUCCUUUUCAGAGAUUCUUUGAUAUUCGGAUAAUGAAUGCAGCAAAAGAACAUGACACCAAUUCAUUAAUUCCCCUUUUCAAGCCUAAAUGCUGUUACCUUAAUAAUUUUGAUCACCUGCAAAUAUAUCUUAUCUUGGAAAGCAUUAGCAGGUGUUCUUGCAAUUCAAAAAAAUUGUUUUAGUAUUGAGUGUCAUACCAUUCAAUUUUGAAUAUUAUAUUUUCCCAACUUUUUAAAAUCAACUCUUGUUAAAUGUUGUAAGCAUGUUUUCUUUGUGAUUAAUGUGGCAUUUUUUUAAACAGUAAACUGGGGGUAAUACAUAAAACUAUAAGUCAGCAUGCGAUUUAGUGUUGAGCCUAUUGGCUUUUCCAUUGCUGGCAGAAUAUUAUUUUAACAUGGAAUGAAACCUAUUUAUCAUGAAAUCUUGCAGAUGUACCUACACAAAACUGUAAUCUUAGCUUAGAUAAUUUUUUAUUUGUUUCAGGAUUAUUUGCUGUAAUAAGUGUGAUUAAUGUAUAUAAUUUUUGGUUGUACAUUUUACUUUGAAGCUGCAAUGAUUAGAAAAAGUUACUCUAUGGUAGAAAAUAAUUCAGUCUCAAGUCUAGUGUUGAAAAAAUGUCGAUGUUACACAACCACUAUAUAUGGGUCUCUACGAUGUGCCUUGUAAGCUGAUCCUCUGCAAUUCAUAAAUCAUUAUUACUUCAGAAAACAUUAAACAGACUUCUCAAAGUCUUAAGAUCUAUUCACACACUCCACCUCUCCCAUCUUGUAUGCUGUUUUGUUAAAAUUAUUUUAUUAUCCUUUAAAUGGGUCAAGAAAUAGUCAAUGCUGUAAAUCAGUUUAAGAUAGAUCAGUGAUCAGUCAUAUUUUUCACAACAUAUUUCAAAAUAGCCUUAUACUUAUAAACUAUCAGUAAACUAUCAGUGCUUCAUCAAUUAAUAAAUUCAAUACCUACUUCUCCCAAACAGUAAUAUUCAUGUCCUUAUGUUAAAAAAAAGUGUCCAUUUUAAUGAUAUUUUGAAUUUUUUAAGGUAAUAUUUUAAAAAUUAUAUUGUGUGUUCAAACUUAUAUUUUAUAUUGUUUUCUCUUGUAAUUGUUAUCCUCACCCCUUAAGCUUUUCUUCUUGUAAAUAUCGUAAUGUAACCUACAAUUAAAAUUUUGUCUUUCAGAGUGCAUGAAAAAAAAUCUAUGUCUUUUGAUAAAUAAAAAAUAAGCUAACUGUUUUUGAAAUCUAUUACAAAGUACUAUUCUGAGUAUUCUGCAUCUGAUUUUUUAAAAACGAAAUGAUGCACCCAAAUAUUAGUUAAUGACAUAUAUAUAAUUAUAACUUUGCUACUUGAUCAUUGUUUUCCAAAAGAAGCACAAAAUACUUGUAAAGUAUAAAUUGUAUCAAUUAGCUAUCUGAUGCACUUGUAUUUCUGAUCCUCAGAAGCUCACCAUAAAUGGAAUGUAACUGCUUUUUUGUUUAGUUUUCGAAUGCCUUAUUAAGUAAAUAUUAUAUAUAUCAGGUUGAAAAACUAAAAAAGAUUUUCAUGGACUUUUGCUAAAAGAUAUAUUAUUAGUGUUAGUCAUAGGUUUUUGAAUUUGAAACAAGCACAAUUUUGCCUGCACUCUGUCUAAACUCAGAGGUGUUUUGAUGACAUUGCAAUCUAAGAAUUCUGUUUAGUCAUUUUACAUCACAUUUGCCCAGGCCCAGGAAAUGAGGUGAGCUAGUCAAUUGCUACUUAAAGAAUCCAUAUAUAUAUAAAUAUAGUUUUUUAAAAUAUUUUUCUCGUAUUAUUGAAAUGCUCAUCAAAUACUUGUAGAUACCCAGUAUGUUUUUUGGCUGUGGACAAAAGAAUUUUCUGAUUAUCUUUGUUUAUCUUACAGAGUUCAAUUUUAUUUUUAAUUUUUACAGAUAUUUUUUUAUAUAAGUUCAGUUGGACUCCUGAAGUGUAAAAAAAAAAUUCUUUAAAUAAUCACUUAUACAUUGGGGGGAACACUUGUGUUCUGGCAAGUCUCUAUUGUAAAAAAAUGAGGACUGAGCCGGGUGCAGAUUUUUUUACACCUAGUAUGCAUAUUUGGAGACAAUACCCAGAGGGUCUGGGUGUUCCAAAAAAUUGAUUCUUAUUUUCUAUAAGGAAUUCCACCCAAUGGUGAGACAUGAAAAUUGCAAGAAUAGAAUCAGUAGAAAUAAAAAAGGCCUCAAAGUUGAAGGCUUCAAAACAACAGCUCAAUAAUAUCAUAAACCUUUUUUUAGUGACAAAACCCUGUUUUAUAACAUUUGCCAAGUUGUGACAACCCACAACUAGAAUUAUACCUUGACAUUAAUGAACAGGUGUUGAGAAGAAGGGGAAGAGCUAUUUUGUAGAUAAAAAGGUGCUGGUACUUUAAUUUUUCAUGAGGGUGGAGUGAAACAGAAAUAAUGGCUAAGAAUAAGGGUGGAGGCUUCUGGUGUGUUAUAGUUCUGUGUGGAAGCUAACAAACUUUUAAGUUUAGGCAGAAGAAAAUGAAAUAAAGAAAAUUUGUUAAAAUAUAUUAAAAUAAAAAAUGCAUAUAGAUGAAACACCCCCUCAAAUUGGUUGGUAGCAGAUGUCAUUUUUCUGAUACCAAGGUAUGCAUAUUAAUAUUAAUUUAAUAAUAUUUAUGCCAUCUUCAUGGGGCGAUAUCAUCCUAGCCUUCUUGCAGUUAAGCCAAUUGCUUUAUUUAUUAAAUGAGUGUUAAAUGACGCUACCAUUAUUAAAUUUUAGGACAAAAUUUAGAAAUGAUCCACUCACACAGGCAUACACAAAAACUUUGGCUUCUCAGUCAUCCAGGUAUCUGGGUUAGUACCCGGCUCAUUCCUAGUAAAAACACCAUACUAGAGUGAAUUGGGAGUUUACAAUUUGACAAUUAUGUGUAUUGAAAUAGCUCUAGUUAUAAUUUCUACUUCUAGGUUCAUGUGCACAACAGAAAUUUGUGCUUUGGUUUUAUUACUUCUCUUUACCAUAAUAAAAAAACACAGGUGUGGUUGUGUUUCAUGAAAUAUGCCUCAACUUAUGGCACUUGUUCGGUAUGUUUUAAUCACAUUUGAAAUUACACAUUUUUUUAACAAACAUGAAGAAUUUAUUGUAAAUGAGAAUUAAUUUGUUGGUUGUUUGACAAUAUUAUUCUUAGCUCGAAUUUGACAUUUUUCUACUGGAAAAUACCAGCGAGCUGGCAAGAAGAGUUUUUCUAUUUGUGAUAGUUAAUUUUUAAAAUAAAUCUUUUAAAAAAAAUUAUAUCUAAGCAGAUGUAUAGCUAGACAUAUUUGGGUCUUUUAUUUCGUUGAGCAUUUUAUUAAUUAAUUUUAAAGACUUCAAAGCAUUUUGCAUUCUUCUCUGAAAGAACACCUCGGGUAAAGUUAAUAGGUCAAUGUAUUUAAUAAGUUGAUGAACUUAUUUUUGACUAUUUUGAGACUAGUCAUCUCUGUUAACAACUGUUAAAAAUUUAAAAAUUUGCUCAAUGCAUGGCACAUUGUCUUCUACUAUACUUAAAAAAAAAAGGAAAGACAUUUUGAUUAGAGGAGUCCAUAUAUUCAUUAUUACUUUUUGUAACAUUUUGGAUGAUGAUGCUUUCCAUGGAAAAUGGAAGGCACAAUAAUUUCUGUGCAUUUUGCUUCGCUGGAUAUUACUCAUUAGCUUUUCAUGAGAUUAAAUUAAUGAAAUAUUCUGCAAGCAGUUGUGUUAUUUCUAAUAACACUCUAUUAAUGGCUCUGUUUUAUAUACAGUUACUGCCUCAAGGAACUGAAAUUAUUUAAAAAUAAAAUUUCAAAACAACUAUUUCCCAUUAAGUCUAAGACUUUUGUUAUACCGCACCGGUAAUAAAAAUAGCAACAUGUUAUUGUUACGUUUUUAUUACUUUGGAGUUAAGGAUAGAGUGAACUAGUAAAUGAUUCGAAUUAAAAAAAAACAUCUUCAAGACUUGAGUUGAUUGCUAUUAGAAUGUACAGAUUAAUUGAAAAGACUUUUGAAAAUGAUCCUUUGCAUCAUUUUGAUUUUUACAUUUGUACCAUAAAUGUUGUUCAUAAGCAAACAAAAUGUAUAAGUACAUGGAAAACAUUUCUUUUUGUUUCAGUUGUUGAUCACCAUUACAUCUGUAUAAAACUUGUUGAUCUUUUGUAGGCUUGGGGUAUGGGUAAUCAAAUAGUCUGAUUUUAUAUUUAUCAUUUAUUUUUAACUUUACCCUUUCAUGUUUGAAUUAUGAUGAAGACAGUGCCUUAGGUGUGGCAGCCAUUUUCCCUUUCUAUUCGUGGACAUUUUUUCAUUCACUGGGGCUCAAUGGAUAAUUUAACGUUUAACGUACCGGAUAAUUUUGUGUUUUUUAAAACACUUAUUUGUAAGUUAAGAUCUUAAACAUCCGUUUUUGGAAUAUCCUCAUCAGAGAAAUUGAAUUAAAAAUAAGGCAUUUUUGGUUAAAAUUAUUUCUUUUUAUUUUUCUCAAAUUACAUGUAUGCUUUUAAAAUUUAAGACAAAUGCAAUGAAUGUCCUUAAGCCACUGAAUGAAAUUUUGUCUGCUAGUGGUUAGGAAGAAAAUGUGAAGAUUGCUACACCGAGCACUGUGAAGCGCAUGGAUCUUAUAUCACAUCUUAAAAUUUUUUAUUUUAAACUAAUUUCCCAAUUACAUCAUUUAUGAAUUUUUGUUGAAUAUAGAUUUAUUAGUACCGGUAGGCAGGUUUGACAUGUUGUAUACAGCAGUAUGUACUCACCAUACCUUAGUACCUUUAGUUGUAGCAGUAGUGAUUGUGGUCUUUGGUUUAACUUUGCUUCUUUAUAAAAAUAAUAUUUAAUCUGCUUAGUAAUAAACUCACUGUUGUAGCCAUAAAUACUGUUAAUUACUUCUUUCUCCAUUUGAAAACUUGAAAUGUUUUUUAAAACGUUCAAUAGGUAUCUUGAUCCUUUGGAAGAGAAAUCUCUUACAAUAGGCAUCAGGGCCCUUUGGAGAGAAAUCUAUACCUUUAAACAAAGUAUUUUCAUGAUUUUGC